ACAAAAAGGCUUUACUGAUGCUUUGAGAUGAAUCCAUCAUUUGUCAAGCGUUGGCUGGCUUUGAUAUUUGCAUGUACAUAAAAGCUUCAUUCCUGUUCUAAUUAAGCCGUUGAGUAACUCCUCGGCUGGGUGCACAACUAUUUUUCAUUCACAGACGCAGUACAUGCUUUACACGAAGUUACACACAGACAUGCAGUCGACACCAUCAGUGUAUGGCACGGUCCAUAUGGAUUUAUAUCUAUAUGUUAGUUGCAGAAAUACGCUAAAUUUAAGUUAGCAAAGGCUAUCGAUAUGACUGUACGGAGCUGGGGGCCUUAAUUUACACCACCAACAAGCAAGUUUCCCGAGUGAUUGAUUUGAGAACUACACUUUACUCUCUCUUCAAAUGAAGAUUACGUUUACAACUUUGGAAGUACACGCUUGCUCUUUGAAAUCUCCCAGUCACCAAAGGAUAUUCUUCCGUUUGGAAAAUACAUGCGUUUGGCAUAUCAUCUCCUUCAUCUGGGAAGCGUCAUACAUGUUAUUCAGCGCGCCCUCUAGCUAUUUAUGAAAGACAUUGAAAACUACUGCGCAUGAGCAGUUCAAUUACACCGUUGAUUAAUGCUCCCAUACGGUGCGACUGACGGGUCAAUCGCCUAGCAACGUAUGCCGUGGCGUCCCGGUGUCAUCAGGCAAGCCAAUCCGCUGAGCCAACUUAGCAUGUACCGAACCUCACGUGGGCUUAUUGUAUUACAGCCCUGAUAGCUCCAGAGGAAAAGUACAAUAGCAAACAAAAGAGCUGACUGGUCGAUUUGUCUGUCACUAGGUCCUCAAAAUAAGGAAAUACAAUGCGUGAGACCAUGGAGAGAUACCGCAGAUGUAAGGCGGCUGUGAGCUGUGCAGUCAUAAAUAAUCAUAUCCAAAUUUUUUAAAGAUGGCAAGACGGCUUGAGACCGAGUCGAACUGUUCCAAUUUAGAGAAACUUCCACAAUAAACAUUUCAUCGAAGAGAGAGUGAUUUUAACUGCUUUCUCUUCAGUGUAUGUGCACAUUCUUCACUGUACUUGUACGUUAACCCACGAAAGCCAGUGACAGUCGGGCAACUCGUAGCCAAACCGGCGAGAUCAUAGUGUAAGCUCUUCGCGAACUGUCCGGGUCCAGCAAGGUCAUGCCAGCGGAGUCAGUGACAGACUCCCGUCGUAGUUCGUCCGUAUCACACGGCGGGAGUUCAGUGCGAUCAGAUGCUACUUGGUUGACUCAGAAAGGCACUCACAACAUGGGGAAAGGGCAGAUGCUUUUCACAGGUCCAGGGGGUGUGCGAGACUACAAGGCACAUGUGGUCACGGAUUACCACAUGGUGGGGAUUGGCACUAUGUCCAGGGAGGGCACCAGCGACCUGAGGUACAUCUGGAGGGGUGCACCGGGCUCCCCCCACCCAGUCUCAAGGGGCAAGUGGGCGGGUGAGGUGGGUUGGCUCAUCCCACCUUUCGUGGACUGGAAGAACAUUACCAGUGGAAAGCAGAUCACGAUGGGAGACUUCAGGAGAGCACAAGAAGACAAAUACACCCACAGAUUUCAAGAACCAUGGUACCCAGCACCCAACCACCCAGAUUACCCAAAAAUGUUCCCCCAUACCAACUAUUACCGGACCCACACUGCCAACCCCUAUGUCCCGCACCAACACCAUCAUGUACGCCGCCCUCACACAGUGGCUUCCUACCAGCCCGAGCAUCAUGGGAGUUUUCCCAGUAUCUCCGAUGGCAGCAGUCGGCCUGUGAGCGCCCAUCAUUCUGUCAUCUCGGGGAGCGACCAGUCCGUUGUUAGAAGUCACAGCAAACCACACAGUCUGAGCAACUCUGGUUACGAGAGCCCGUCCAGCAUGCACAGCCUACGCAGCGGUUACUCGUCCUCCGACAGGCAGACGGGAUCACAAUCCCAGCAUGCAUCUAGCAGGAGAGGGAGUGGUGUCUCUACAAACUCUCGCUCCAGUCGGAAGAGGUUUGGGGUAGCACCCUCUGCCACACAAGUCACUGACUACAGCAAUGCUUCUCACAGAUCUUCACCCAGUAAUCCAGAUUACUGAUGAACCUCAAGGCUGUGAAAGGAAACCCUUAAUUUGAUUUUAGUCAGUGUGUAUUUUGUAAAGUAUAAAUUUAAAGGCCGGAAGCAAACUAACAGUAAAGUCUUUAAUUUUGAAGAGCUCUCAUUGACCUAGCAACAAACGGGAGUGAAUAGUAAGAAAGAAACAUCAGAGCUCGUGAUUUGGACUGAUUUACUUGACAAUACCCACCCACGUCGUUAUAACACUGACCAAAGUGUAUUGCUUCGCCACUUAAGACAUGAGUUCAGUGACUACAGAACAUUCAGAACUGUGAGGGAAGAUAUUAUCCAGAUUCAAUUGAAACUGAAUUGCAGAGAAAACAAGGUCAUUGAGUACAUACACACAGCUGUCUGCAUUUGGAAGAGAGGCUUCAUGUGAAAGACUGAACAGGAAACGUGGCGGUUUUUGUUAUGUGAGCUUUCCUCAACGAGUAAAUACUGAAGCAAAGUUUAGACGACAUAGGUGCAAACAUUUUUCUGAUAAGUUGUCACUAAAAUGUGUUUUAUUUUUGUGUUAAUAUGUAGGUUUGGUCUGUAGAAUGUUAAUACAGAAUCCAUCCAUACCUUAAUUUUUCAGUAUUGGUAAAAUAAGUGUACAUAUUUGAAGUUUCUAUGCAGUACUUUGGCACAUUAAUGCAUGCAUAAACUUUGCAUAAAUCAUUUGAGUAACCACAUUCACUUUUAGUUUUACACAUGUAAUGCAAUGAACUAUGCAGAGAUUUCAGAUAUUUCUUUAUAAACUUAUAUACUCAAUGAAAGUUGAAUUUACAAUGUAAUUGCAUGUAGCCUUUGCAGAUGGUGUGAAAAAAAUUGAAUGUGCAGUUCCUUUUAUAAGCAGAAGUUCGACAACGAUGUUGUAAAUGCAUGGUGUGCUAUGCAGUGAUCGGUGGCAUUUGAUUGGUUAUUGAAAUUCUGAUUUUCUACGGUUGCAAAUUUUAACUUAACUUUUUUUUUCUUCUGCAAUAUUUUGAUACCUGUUGCAACUGCAGUGUGCUGUGCUUAUGAUAUGGAAUGAGGUCUUUGAAUAACUUUGUUUUCAAAAUUUAAGAAAAGUAUAAAAUAUGGUGGAAAGCAAGACGCCUUUGGUGCGUGUCAAACAGAGCAUGUGCAGACCCCUUCGUGUGAGUGUCAAACGGGGCAUGUGAUAUAUUACGAAGACAAUUUUGGCCUUUUUCACAAAAUUAUUGCAUAAAUCCUUUGAACUGCACAUUAGACUUAUUUUUGAUAUGAGCUUGUAUUUCUAUACAUGUGCAAUUAUCAAGCAUGUAACUUCAUUCUGUACUAUUUGUAUAUUUUGUCAACUGGAUUUAAAUGCUAAUUAAAGAUUUAUUUCUA
Messenger RNA from Acanthaster planci (crown-of-thorns starfish), 3413 nucleotides. RefSeq lists its product as uncharacterized. The record is from RefSeq and is a predicted model, not a curated record. NCBI's taxonomy places the organism in Eukaryota, Metazoa, Echinodermata, Asteroidea, Valvatida, Acanthasteridae.